GAAAUUUUGUGCCUCAAAAAUAUAAUGAGAAUUUGCCAUUUCUUUUGGGUGGUGAGCAUUUUCAAUGUUUUCGUCACUGGAAAAUAUGUUAAAAUUGAUGUUUACGAAAAAGUGUCGCAAAGCACGGGAUUUCUUGACAAAAUAAAACAGUACGAUGGAUUAAUAAAAUUGCUUCAAAAAAUACGUAAUGAUUUAGACUUUGGUAUAGAAGAUGCAUGGAGAAAUGCAAAACCUACCUACAAAGGUUGUGAACCAUUAAAAACUAGUCGACAUUCUGUGCAAUGUGAUUAAGCCUUCCUUCACAUAUCUUUUUUCUUAUAAUAUAAUUUUCAAUGAUGCGUUAAUUUGUGCUGAACUUUUUGAAUGUGUGAGAAUUUUU
This is a messenger RNA of Chironomus riparius, 379 nucleotides long. The record is from the annotation of a GenBank genome assembly. NCBI's taxonomy places the organism in Eukaryota, Metazoa, Arthropoda, Insecta, Diptera, Chironomidae.